GGUACUGGGUGAGGCCACCGCAAACUUGGAUGGCAUCGAUGGAGAAGUUCGAAACAGACAUCUCGAGAGCUUGCCAGAUAACAAACUGGUGGAGAAAAUGAGUAAGGAUCCAAAUAGGCUAUCGAUAGAAAGGAUCUACCAGAAGAAAACCCAGCUGGAGCACAUUCUGCUCAGACCGGAUUCCUACGUUGGAUCAGUGGAGCCAGUCACACAGCAAAUGUGGGUGUACGAUGAAGAAGUGGGACUGAACUGCAGGGAUGUGACAUUCGUACCAGGCCUUUACAAGAUCUUUGAUGAGAUCCUUGUGAACGCUGCUGACAACAAGCAGAGGGAUAAGAGCAUGUCCUGCAUUAAGGUCAACAUUGAUGCUGAAAACAACGUUAUCAGUGUGUGGAACAAUGGGAAAGGUAUCCCCGUGGUGGAGCACAAGGUGGAGAAGGUGUAUGUGCCUGCCCUCAUCUUUGGACAGCUCCUCACCUCCAGUAACUACGAUGAUGAUCAGAAGAAAGUUACUGGUGGCCGUAAUGGAUAUGGUGCCAAACUCUGCAACAUUUUCAGUACCAAGUUUACUGUUCAGACUGCCUGCAAGGAGUCCAAGAAGUCAUUCAGUCAGACGUGGUACAAUAACAUGGGCAGGGCGGGAGAGUCGAAGAUCAAGCCCUUUGAUGGAGAAGAGUUCACCUGCAUCACCUUCCAGCCUGACCUGGCCAAAUUCAAGAUGAGUGCUCUGGACCAGGACACUCUGGCCCUCAUGACCCGACGGGCUUAUGACAUCGCCGGCUCCACCAAGGGGGUCCGGGUGUUCCUCAAUGGCAAGAGGCUGCCUGUUACAGGUUUCCGCAGCUACGUUGACAUGUAUGUGAAAGACAAGGUAGACGAGCUGGGCGGGCCCCUCACCGUGGUCCAUGAGGUGGUCAAUGACCGCUGGGAGGUCUGCCUCACCAUGAGCGAGAAGGGCUUCCAGCAAGUCAGCUUUGUCAAUGGCAUCGCCACCACCAAGGGAGGGAGGCACACCGACUUCGUAGCAGACCAGGUGGUGUCCAAGCUCAUCGAGGUAGUGAAGAAGAAGAACAAGGCAGGAGUGGUUGUCAAACCAUUUCAGGUGAAGAACCACAUGUGGCUGUUUGUCAACUGCCUGAUUGAAAAUCCCACAUUUGACUCCCAGACCAAAGAGAACAUGACCCUGCAGCAGAAGAGCUUCGGUUCCACCUGUCCCCUCAGUGACAAGUUCAUCAAGCAGGCCAUUUCCUGUGGCAUUGUGGAGAGCAUCAUGAACUGGGUGAAGUUCAAGGCCCAGUCACAGCUUAACAAGAAGUGCUCAGCUGUCAAACACACAAAGAUCAAAGGGGUGCCCAAGUUGGAUGAUGCCAACGAUGCAGGUGGCAAGAAUUCUGCAAGCUGUACGCUGAUUCUGACGGAGGGAGACUCAGCCAAGACGCUAGCCGUGUCUGGGCUGGGUGUUGUGGGCCGAGACCGCUACGGGGUCUUCCCUCUCAGGGGAAAAAUGCUCAAUGUCCGGGAAGCCUCCCAUAAACAGAUAAUGGAGAACGCGGAGAUCAAUAACCUCAUCAAGAUCCUCGGUCUUCAAUACAGGAAGAACUACGGUGACCCAGAGUCCCUCAAGACCCUCCGCUACGGCAAGCUGAUGAUCAUGACAGAUCAGGACCAGGAUGGCUCCCACAUCAAAGGGCUGCUGAUCAACUUCAUCCAUCACAACUGGCCUUCUCUGCUCCACCACAACUUCCUGGAAGAGUUCAUCACCCCCAUCAUUAAGGCAACUCACAAGAAAACCCAGGUGUCUUUCUACAGCAUCCCCGAGUUCACAGAGUGGAAAGAAAACCAGCCCAACUUCAAAUCUUGGAAAAUCAAAUACUACAAAGGUCUGGGUACCAGCACAUCGCAGGAAGCCAAGGAGUAUUUUUCAGACAUGCAGAGACAUCGUAUUCCAUUUAAGUACUCUGGACCUGAGGACGAUGAGGCAAUCACCCUGGCCUUUAGCAAGAAGAAGGUGGAUGAGCGUAAAGAGUGGCUGACCAACUUCAUGAUAAACAGGCGCCAACGCAGGGAAUUCAACCUACCAGAGGAGUAUCUGUAUGGUCAGUCCAUCAAGGCUCUUUCCUACAACGAUUUUGUCAAUAAGGAGCUGGUGCUCUUCUCCAACUCGGACAACGAGAGAUCGAUCCCCUGUCUGGUGGACGGUUUGAAGCCAGGCCAGAGGAAAGUGCUGUUCUGUUGCUUCAAGAGGAAUGACAAGCGGGAGGUGAAGGUGGCCCAGCUGGCAGGUUCUGUGGCUGAGAUGUCAGCCUACCACCAUGGAGAGGUCUCUCUGAUGAUGACCAUCAUAGCCUUGGCCCAGAACUUUGUCGGAAGCAACAACGUGAACCUGCUGCAGCCUCUGGGUCAGUUUGGAACAAGGCUUCAUGGCGGCAAAGACUCAGCCAGCCCUCGAUACAUCUUCACCAUGCUCAGUCCCCUGGCUCGGCUCCUCUUCCCUGCCGUCGACGACAACCUGCUGAAGUACAACUAUGAUGACAACCAGCGCGUGGAGCCUGAGUGGUACAUCCCCAUCAUCCCCACUCUGCUGGUGAACGGGGCUGAGGGCAUCGGCACCGGCUGGGCCAGCAAGAUCCCAAACUACGACGUCAGAGAGAUUGUCAACAACCUCCACCGCCUGCUCAAUGGGGAGGAGCCACUGCCCAUGCUUCCCAGCUACAAAGGCUUCAAGGGGACCAUUGAGCAGGUGAUGGCAAACCAGUUCAUGAACAGCGGAGAGGUGGCCAUCAUCAAUUCCACCACCAUCGAGAUCUCUGAGCUGCCAGUCAAGAGCUGGACGCAGACCUACAAGGAGAAUGUGUUGGAGGCCAUGCUGAACGGUACAGAGAAGGUGCCCUCCCUGAUCACAGACUAUAAGGAAUACCACACCGACACCACGGUGCGGUUUGUGGUCAAGAUGACGGAGGAGAAGUUGAGGGAGGCGGAGGCUGCCGGCCUGCACAAAGUCUUCAAGCUUCAGAACCCGCUCACCUGCAACUCGAUGGUUCUGUUUGACCAUGUGGGCAGCCUGAAGAAGUACGAGUCUGUGCAGGACAUCCUGAAGGACUUCUUCGAGCUGAGAAUGAAGUACUACGUGCUGAGGAAGGAGUGGCUGACUGGCAUGCUGGGCGCAGAGAGCUCCAAGCUCACCAAUCAGGCCCGCUUCAUCCUGGAGAAGAUCCAGGGGACUCUGGUCAUCGAGAACAAACCAAAGAAGGAGCUGAUCCGCAUGCUGCAGCAGAUGGGCUACGACUCGGACCCGGUUAAAGCCUGGAAGCAGGCCCAGGAGAAGAAUGAGGAGGAGAUGGGAGAUGAUGGAGAGGAGGAGGGGGAGAAGGAGGAAGACACCAGCGGACCGGACUACAACUACCUGCUGAAUAUGCCCAUGUGGUUCCUGACCAAAGAGAAGAAGGAGGAGUUGUGCAAACAGCGGGAUGCCAAGAUGACAGAGCUAAACACCUUGAAGAGGAAGACCCCGGGAGACCUGUGGAAGGAAGACCUCAGCAUGUUCACUGAGGAGCUUGAGCGUGUUGAGGAGCGAGAGAGGGAGAGCGCCGCCAUGCCUGCAGUAAAGGGCGGUAAAGGCGGCAAGGGCAAGGCGGUGAAGCUGAAGCAGGAGUACCUGCCCACACCGCAGGGCCGCCGCGUCAUCCCCCGGGUCACCAGUGCCAUGAAGGCUGAGGCCAACCGCAAGGCCGACCUCAAGAAAGGAGAUGGCAAGAGGGGCAAGAAAGUCAAGGGUGAGGAAAUAGCGAGGAAAAUAGAGUUUGAUGAAAAUGGAGAGAAUGUGGAGCAGGCGGAGGAAAUGAGCUUGGCUGUCCGACUAAGCAAGAAGACCAAGGUCCCGGCCAAGGAGAAAGGUUCAAAGUCGGGCAAACAGGCCACCCUCCAGUUCAAACCACUGGGCAAGAAGCCCAAGAAGAACCAAUGGUCUGAUGAGGAGUCUGGGACCGACAGUGACCAGGAAGACAUCACGGAGGUAGAGGAGGCGGUACCCCCCAGAGAGAAAGUCGAACGCAAAACAAAACUUGCUGUGAAGUACAUGUCCAGCAGCGAGGAUGACCUGGAAGACUGCUGGAAGAGAAGUGCUCCGACAAAGAAGACGCUCAUCAGCGACGACGACGAUGACACCAGCUUCGCUCCUGGGCUCAGCGACGUGGACUCCCCGCCCGCAAAAGCUCCCAAGCCCAAGAAGAAAGUGGCGCCGAAAGAAACGACAAAAACCUCAGGAGCCAAAAGCAAGUCCAGCUCCCAGUCAGAAGAUGGGCUCGUAUCAGCCAAGGCCAAAGACCCUCCGGCUAAGAAGCCUGCCGCUGCCAGGAAGCCAUCUGCACCCAAGAAGAAGGCUGCAGACACAAAACAGCCGUCCAUCCUGGACGCCCUUUCCAAAUCCAAACCUGCCUCCAAAACCGCCGCAAAGACUGCGAUGUCAUUGGAGUCAAGCGAAUCAGAGGGCGGAGCCAAAGCUUCCACCACCAAGGUCCCAGCGAGCAGGGUGAAGCCCCUCCUCAAACGGAAGCCAGUGGAGGACAGCGGAGACUCAGACAGCAGCUCUGGAGACCUCAGAUCCCGCAUCAUGAGAAAAACCGACGCCAAGAAGACCAAGAAAUGGGACAAGGAUGACAGCUUCCAGGUUUCAGACCAGGAAGAUGCGGCGCCUGUUGCUGUGGCACCCAGACAAAAACCCUCCCGGGCCAAGAAACCGGUCGUAUACGCCCUGGACUCUGACUCCGACUCCGACUUCUAAUUUAAAGUGACCGACCUCAGCUGCCCAUGUUUGUAAAUGGCAAGACCCUGUGCGAGUUUUCCUGUGCUCAGUGUGUCACAGUCGAGCCCAGCUUUGCAGAUGUAAGUUGUAUCGCUACUGCACGUACACUCACUAAACCACCGUGUUAUGGUUUAGUGUGUGCUCAUUUAAAAAGUGAUAAUGCAAUUAAAAUUAAUUGCAAGACGUUGUUGUGUUAUUUUAGCUUCUAAAAAGUGAUUGGAACCUAGAAUUUUAAAUUGGAUAAUUUGUCUGGGCAGUUUAUUUUUCAGCUUCUUUUUUAAAACAACUGGUGUUUUAUACUCAAGUUUUGCCCUGUAAAUAUUUUUGUGUUCUUUUACUUGUUGUAUUGUAAAAUAAAUGUUUUU
This is a messenger RNA of Lampris incognitus (smalleye Pacific opah), 5166 nucleotides long. RefSeq names its product DNA topoisomerase II alpha (gene top2a). Lineage: Eukaryota; Metazoa; Chordata; Actinopteri; Lampriformes; Lampridae. Gene Ontology annotation, cellular component: nucleus. The coding region runs from base 98 to 4780 and encodes 1560 amino acids. The transcript is spliced from 36 exons. Gene Ontology annotation, molecular function: DNA binding; DNA topoisomerase type II (double strand cut, ATP-hydrolyzing) activity; ATP binding. Gene Ontology annotation, biological process: sister chromatid segregation; DNA topological change; resolution of meiotic recombination intermediates. The record is from RefSeq and is a predicted model, not a curated record.